CCUUCUUACGACAAUCUACUUGUAUAUUCUGUCUAGUUGCAUACCACCACCAUGAAGAGCCUCCGCAAGUCACUUUCUAGUAACGGCCACAAAGAGCAGCACAUAUCUAGCCCCCUGCCCUCGUCUCUCUCGAAACCGCUCACUGCGAUUCAGCCACCGAAGAAGGUCAUACGAGCACUCCAGACGCACAAAGCAUCUGCACCACAGGAGCUCUCUUUUGAGAAGGGAGACUUCUUUCACGUCGCCAACGAGGUCAGCGGCGGCGAGUGGUACGAAGCCCACAACCCGGCGACCGGAGCUAGGGGCCUUGUCCCGGUUGCGAUGUUCGAAGAAUUUCAGAAGGGCGCACCCACACCGAAGACACCCGCGAUAUCUUCCGCCAAUCGCCCAAACAGCCCUACAUCAUCCAAGAGCCAAACCUUUUACGCCGUCGUCCUCCACGAUUUCGCUGCGGAACGUGCAGAUGAACUAGAAGCCAAAGCAGGGGACGCGAUCACCGUGGUAGCACAGUCAAAUCGCGAGUGGUUCGUUGCAAAACCGAUAGGGAAACUCGGCCGUCCCGGUCUCAUCCCCGUGUCUUUCGUUGAGAUUCGUGAUCCAACGACAAGACAGGCAGUGCAGGACAUUAAUUCACUUAUCGAUGGAGGGGCUUUGCCUCCCGUGGAGGAGUGGAAACGCCAGAUUAUGGCUUAUAAGGCGAACAGCAUAUCCCUCGGCGUCCUGGACGAUGCCGCCCCGCUAACAAGUUCCUUUGCUUCAGCGGGCAAGAGGCUCGCGUCGGGAAAGGAGCCAUCGUUCGAUGUGCAGGGGCCAACGCCCGUACAGCAUCAUUCAUACCACCAACAUUCUCCCAUCCUUGCGCAUUCCUCCCAUCAAGAACUGCUUCCUGAGGGCGUCCUCAUCUCAGCUGAGGUUAAGUCUUUCCAUUACGAGACCGAUGAAUAUUGGUUCCGCGUACAUGCCCUGUACCAACCGUAUGGACAAGACACCUUGCCGCCCGCCAAGCAGCUCGUUCUCUUCAGGUCGUACAAUGACUUUUACGACUUCCAGGUACAACUACUGGACGCCUUCCCCCCAGAGGCGGGGCGUGAUGGGUCAGAUCGCAUAUUGCCUUACAUGCCCGGUCCUGUUCCUCAUGUCGAUGCCGAGAUAACCGCGACUCGCCUGCAGGAGCUUGACGAGUACCUACGUCUCCUGGCUACACUACGUUUCUCCGCGAGACAUAUUCUGGAGCAUCGGCUGAUCCGGGAAUUCCUUGCGUUGAAGCCCGGAGACGCUAGUCAAGACUCCGUACCGCAAUACGACGAGAUCGAGGCAUUACCUCCUCCCAGCGAGCGCCUCGACGCGCAUCACUCCCACUACGGUGUCGAAGAACGGUUUUCCCGUAUGCGCAUGUCCAACGGCCCGGACUCUGGGUACGAAGAGAACGACACGCUCGGGAGGAGUUACGAUGGUGGCAACCUCGAGUAUAUCUCGAAGAAGUACCCGGCCACGCGCGACAGAGCUGGCUCAAACGCGUCGAUCUCAAACAAGCAUCCAUUGAACAGCACCUCGAUGAUACACUCACGGUCCAGCUCGCGAAUUGACUUGCCCGACACCAGACGAAGCCACUCCUCUCUGGAGAUUGAUCCAUACCGUGCAAAUAGUCACUCGCGCACCUCGCUGGCUUCCUCUCAGAACCCAUCUCCUGUCCGUUCCUCUCACACGCCAUCAAUCGCCGCAUCCGCGUCGAGUCGUUCGCGGGCGAACACUCCUUCGAUAUCAGCGUCAGUGCCGCAGGCCGCGUUCGUCAAAAUUAAGAUCUAUGACAAGGAUGAGACGGUUGCCAUCCGCGUCCAUCCUCGAGUCACGUAUGCACAAUUGUCGGACAAGGUGCAGGCGCGCUUGGGACGAUCACCGAGCCUGCGGUACCGAGACGACAUGAACAACGACUUCUACAUCGAGACUGACGAGGAUUUGCGGCUGUGGAUGGACAGCUCAGAACGGCACGUCCUCUGGGCAGAGUGAUACCCGUUUAGUUCCCGAUUGCAUCCAGCUUGGCUCGAACUGUAGUAAGUCACGGACAAGAUAUUUUAUCAUCAUGCUGCACUUCGUUCUUCAGAUGUAAUCAGUCGUUAUGUAACCCUGUUCUCCGUAUCUGGAGUUCUGUACAC
This is a messenger RNA of Phanerochaete carnosa HHB-10118-sp, 2153 nucleotides long. RefSeq lists its product as uncharacterized. Lineage: Eukaryota; Fungi; Basidiomycota; Agaricomycetes; Polyporales; Phanerochaetaceae. Bases 52 to 2007 code for a protein of 651 amino acids. Gene Ontology annotation, biological process: conjugation with cellular fusion. Gene Ontology annotation, molecular function: protein binding; phosphatidylinositol binding. The record is from RefSeq and is a predicted model, not a curated record. The transcript has 2 exons. Gene Ontology annotation, cellular component: mating projection tip.